This is a messenger RNA of Pipistrellus nathusii (Nathusius's pipistrelle), 813 nucleotides long. Lineage: Eukaryota; Metazoa; Chordata; Mammalia; Chiroptera; Vespertilionidae. The record is from the annotation of a GenBank genome assembly.
AUGCCCGGGGACCACCGCCGCAUCCGCGGGCCCGAGGAAUCGCAGCCGCCGCAGCUGUACGCGGCCGAGGAGGACGAGGCGCCCGAGCCCCGCGACCCCUCGCGGCUGCGGCCCGUGUACGCGCGCGCCGGGCUGCUGAGCCAGGCCAAGGGCUCGGCCUACCUGGAGGCGGGCGGCACCAAGGUGCUGUGCGCCGUGUCCGGGCCGCGCCAGGUGGAGGGAGGAGAACGUGGCGGCGGCGCCGCGGCGGGCGAGGCCCCGGCCGCGCUGCGGGGGCGCCUGGUCUGCGACUUCCGCCGCGCGCCCUUCGCGGGCCGCCGGCGCCGCGCGCCGCAGGGCGGCGGGGAGGAGCGCGAGCUGGCGCUGGCCCUGCAGGAGGCGCUGGAGCCCGCCGUGCGCCUGGGCCGCUACCCGCGCGCGCAGCUCGAGGUGUCGGCGCUGCUGCUGGAGGACGGCGGCUCGGCGCUGGCCGCCGCGCUCACGGCCGCCGCGCUCGCCCUGGCGGACGCGGGCAUCGAGAUGUACGACCUGGUGGUGGGCUGCGGCCUGAGCCGCGCGCCGGGGCCCGCGCCCGCCUGGCUGCUGGACCCCACGCGGCCGGAGGAGGAGCGCGCCGCCGCCGGCCUCACCGUGGCGCUCAUGCCCGUGCUCAACCAGGUGGCCGGGCUGCUGGGCAGCGGGGAGGGCGGCCCGACCGAGAGCUGGGUCGAAGCCGUGCGCAUGGGCCUCGAGGGCUGCCAGCGCCUCUACCCGGUGCUGCAGCAGUGCCUGGUGAAGGCUGCCCGCCGGAGGGGCGCCGCCGCCCCGUCCUGA